AAGUUUGAGAACCACUGUCAGUUCCUGUGGGAAAUGUUUAGCUACUUCCAGGAAGCAAUAUUUAAAUCCAUCUUUGAAGAGUAGAGAUUUGUUGACCUAAAUAAGUUUGAAAUGAGAAAUGGUCACACUAAUAGCUUGUGUCAUUUUUCCACCCCAAUUAGGCCUACAGAAAACUGGCCAAGGAAUAUCAUCCUGACAAGAAUCCAAAUGCGGGGGACAAAUUCAAAGAAAUAAGCUUUGCCUAUGAAGUUUUAUCAAAUCCAGAGAAACGCGAGUUAUAUGACCGAUAUGGAGAACAGGGGCUUCGAGAAGGUAGUGGCGGAAGUGGUGGAAUGGACGAUAUUUUCUCCCACAUUUUUGGUGGUGGAUUGUUCAAUUUCAUGGGUGGUCAGAGUAGAAGUCGCAAUGGCAGAAGAAGAGGAGAAGAUAUGAUGCAUCCACUUAAAGUAUCUUUAGAAGAUCUAUAUAAUGGAAAGACAACUAAACUACAACUUAGCAAGAAUGUCCUUUGUAGUGCAUGUAAUGGCCAGGGUGGAAAGUCUGGAGCUGUUCAGAAAUGUAGUGCUUGUCGGGGUAGAGGUGUACGUAUCAUGAUCAGACAACUGGCUCCUGGAAUGGUUCAGCAGAUGCAAUCUGUGUGCUCUGAUUGCAAUGGAGAAGGUGAAGUGAUUAAUGAAAAAGAUCGUUGUAAAAAGUGUGAAGGAAAGAAGGUGAUCAAAGAAGUAAAGAUACUUGAAGUUCAUGUAGAUAAAGGCAUGAAACAUGGACAGAGAAUUACAUUUAGUGGAGAAGCAGAUCAGGCCCCAGGUGUAGAGCCAGGAGACAUUGUCCUCCUGCUCCAAGAAAAGGAGAAUGAGGUGUUCCAGAGAGAUGGCAAUGACUUGCAUAUGACCCACAAGAUAGGACUUGUUGAAGCGCUGUGUGGAUUUCAGUUCACGUUUAAGCACCUUGAUGGACGUCAGAUUGUGGUAAAAUAUCCUCCUGGAAAAGUAAUUGAACCAGGGUGUGUUCGGGUAGUUAGAGGUGAAGGAAUGCCACAAUAUCGCAAUCCUUUUGAAAAAGGAGAUCUUUACAUAAAAUUUGAUGUGCAAUUUCCUGAAAAUAACUGGAUAAGCCCAGAAAAGCUUUCAGAACUUGAAGAUCUUCUACCAGCUAGACCAGAAUUUCCUAAUGUAAUUGGAGACACGGAAGAAGUAGAUCUUCAGGAAUUUGAUACCACUCGUGGGUCAGGUGGUGGCCAGAGACGUGAAGCAUACAAUGAUAGUUCUGAUGAAGAAAGCAGCCAUCAUGGACCUGGGGUACAGUGUGCCCACCAGUAAACGUUUGUCUAAAAAGUUGCACAAGGAUUUUCUUUCAAAUUUUGCCUGACUUGCUUUCAGCAAUCCAGACGGAUUGUAUAAGUAAUCCAGAUGAACCAAUGGACAUCUCUUGCUGUAUGUGUAACUUUUAAAUUGGUCUAUAGUCUCUACAGAGUGUAAUUUAAACUAACCACAACACUUACAUCUUCAUUUUGACUGGGUAGCAGAAUAAAGCACUUGAAAGGAAGACGAGACUCCUUUUCACAUGGGUUUUAAGUUUGUCCUUGUAUCUGUGCUUGAUUUUUACCAGUUUUGUGUAGAUUUUUAAGUUUCUUAUUUUAAAUUCAAAUUCACCAUUGUAAAGUUUGUGUACAAGUUGUCCUGAGGCUUGGUAUUUGGCUGCACCUGCAUAAGCUGCUACAAGUAGAAUAAAGAAUUUCAUAGCCUGUAUCUAUCAUUUAGAUGCAUGGUAAAUGGGCUUUGCACAUAAUGGGUUUAGAGCUGACUGGGAACAAUGGAAGACUAAAUUAGAAGUGGUUGUAAGUUUGUUUGGGUUUUUUUUUUUUUGGUUUUUUUUACCAUCUUGUGAACAGUUCUGAAACUAAAUAAAAACAGUUGGUGUAUAAU
Messenger RNA from Gavialis gangeticus (Gharial), 1925 nucleotides. It is a transcript of the gene DNAJA2, whose product is annotated as DnaJ heat shock protein family (Hsp40) member A2. Gene Ontology annotation, molecular function: Hsp70 protein binding. The coding region runs from base 333 to 1319 and encodes 328 amino acids. Gene Ontology annotation, biological process: protein refolding. The transcript is spliced from 9 exons. Gene Ontology annotation, cellular component: cytosol; cytoplasm. The record is from RefSeq and is a predicted model, not a curated record. Lineage: Eukaryota; Metazoa; Chordata; Crocodylia; Gavialidae.